Messenger RNA from Mastomys coucha (southern multimammate mouse), 4750 nucleotides. RefSeq names its product fibrosin like 1 (gene Fbrsl1). The coding region runs from base 354 to 3458 and encodes 1034 amino acids. NCBI's taxonomy places the organism in Eukaryota, Metazoa, Chordata, Mammalia, Rodentia, Muridae. The transcript is spliced from 19 exons. The record is from RefSeq and is a predicted model, not a curated record.
CCCGGCGGAAGUGCGUCAGUUGUUAUCCGCUCUGGCCGCUGCCACUACUGUGUCUGCCUCACGGUCCCGGUGCUCAGAAGCUCCGCCACCCGACGCCCUCUGCCGCUGCCCGCCGGUCGCCAUGGGCUGUGUCCCUGGGGUACUGGUCUGGGGCCGCUGAGAGACCGCCGCACUCCGAUGAGCCGGACCCGGGGUCCUAGCCCGCGCGGCGUCCGGUGCUGAGAGCCCGCGCCCGGCAUGCCCGCCCCGGUCCCGAGCCCGCCCCGGCCCCGAGCCCGCGCGGCCCCCUCGCAGCCCGGCGGCACGGCGUAGCAGGCGGCGCGGGGCGCCAAGGUCACCGCCGCGGCGCCGCCAUGGAGGCCAAGGUCCGGCCAAGCCGGCGUUCGCGCGCGCAGCGAGAUCGCGGCCGGCGUCGGGAAGCCGCCCGGGACGCCCGCGCGCAGAGCCCGUCGUCGGGUGAGGAGCCAGAGCCCAGUCCUGGCAAGGAGAACGCGGGACUCCACGGCGCGCCGCCUCAGCGCCCUACGCCUCUGCGCGCUGCGCGCCCCCCGCGGCGCCGUCGCCGCGAGUCAAGCUCGCAGGAGGAGGAGGUUAUUGACGGCUUCGCUAUAGCCAGCUUCAGCACCCUGGAGGCCCUGGAGAAGGAUAUGGCUCUGAAGCCACAUGAGCGGAAGGAGAAAUGGGAUCAACGCCUCGUGAAGAAGCCUCGAGAGUCAGAAAACUGCCCAUCUGCGGAGCUGAGUGAGAACAGGCAGCCCCUGGAGGUGGGCAGUCCAGGGCAGGAUGCGGAGCCCUCUUGUGAUGAAGGGACUAGGAAGGUCCCUUUGCAGCCCUCCAAACAGAUGAAGGUCACAAUGGCCAGAGGGGGUGACCGGAACAGUGACGAUGACAGUGUCCUUGAAGCUUCCAGCUCUCAGCGUAGCAGCUCGAGGGACCAGCUAAGUGAUAGCUCGGCACAGGCGGUUUCUGGGAGAGGCUACUCAUGUGACAGUGAGAGUGGCGUGGAUGACAAGGCAUCUGUGGGCUCUGAGAAGCUCUUUGCCCCGGCACCUGACAAAGGUUCUGGGAGAGGUGAGAAGUCAGAGGCCAAGGCAGGGGCAGUGCCCAAGGUGUCAGGCCUGGAGCGCAGCAGUGAGCUCAGCACGGAGGCUUUCCUGCCUGUCACCGCACCUGCACCCUCAGGACCUCCACCAGGAGCUCGGGCCAGCCCCCUGGUGAAGAGAGAAGCGCCCGUUGUACCUCACCACGUUCCGCAGCCACAGCUUACCCCGCAGCAUCGGGGCUCACUCCCAACACACGUGCCUCUGUCCUUGGGCGCCUUCGUGGGCCCUGGCCCUGGCCAGGCGGCAUCCAAUAGCCUGCACCUGCACAGCCUCAGCAGGAGCAGCAGCACUGUCAGUGGCACCCCUCUGGGCCUGGCAAAGCACGUGACACUGUCUCCACACGGCCCCGGCCCCCACCUGUCUACCUCACACCUGGCGCUCAGGUCCCAGGCGCAGCACCAGCACCACGCCGCGGCAAUGUUCGCUGCCCCCCCAACACUGCCCCCGCCCCCAGCGUUGCCCGCCAGCAGCCUGGUUAUCCCAGGACACCCCGCCGAUGCCAGUCUGUUGAUCUCAUUCAACCAGCCAAUCAUGUAUUGCCAGCCUCAUUCGGGGAUUCUGAUUGAUCACGAACUGCUCAGGCAAGAGCUGAACACGCGGUUUCUGGUGCAGAACGCGGAGCGGCCUGGCGCCUCCCUGGGCCCGGGGGCUCUGCUGCGAGCCGAGUUCCACCAGCACACGCACCAGCACACGCACCAGCACACACACCAGCACACACACCAGCACCAACACACAUUCGCCCCCUUUGCGGGGCUGCCCCCGACGCCGCUUAUGCCGCCCACCGCACCCUCGCCGUUUGACAAGUUCUCACCCAAGCUGGACAGCCCCUACUUCCGACAUUCCAACACUUCAAACUCAAUCGAGAUAACAGGCCGGUCCAGUGCGGUUCACACUUUCCUGCAGAAAGCCCCUGGGGUGUCUGAUCCAUACCGGACAGCAGUCAGGAAACCAGGGAAGUGGUGUGCGGUACACGUGCAGAUCGCCUGGCAGAUCUACCACCAGCAGCAGAAGAUGAAGAUGCAGCUGGACCCCCACAAGCUAGAGGUUGGCACAAAGCUGGACCUGUUCAGCCGGCCUCCUGCCCCAGGCAUGUUCUCUGGGUUCCACUACCCACAGGACCUGGCCCGGCCCCUCUUCUCCAGCACAGGUGCCACCCAUCCAGCCGCCAACCCAUUCGGACCCUCAGCUCAUCAUGGCAGCUUCCUGCCCACUGGUCACCUGACAGACCCUUUUAGCAGAUCCAGCACUUUCGGAGGCCUCGGGAGCCUGAGCAGCCAUGCGUUUGGAGGCCUGGGCAGCCAUGCACUAACACCAGGGAGCAGCAUCUUUGCCCCCAAGGAGGGCACAGCUUUGCUCGGCCUGCCCAGCCCCCAUGACACUUGGAACCGGCUGCACCGGGUGCCACCCUCCUUUCCUACCCCGCCCCCGUGGCCCAAGCCAGACACGGAGCGCCUCUCAGCCCUGACCAACCAUGACCGAGAGCCUGACAAGGGCCAGGAAGAGCAUGAGAGGGACCUCCUAGAGAAGACGCGCCUGCUGAGCCACGGCUCGCCUGUAGCACCAGUGGGCCACCCCAUCAGCAGCCUCCUGCAGCGGGGCUCCGGUGAGCUGAGCCGCCCUGGGGUCCUCACAGAGCGUGAGGCUGAGACUCGGAUCAAGGAGAGCCACUCACCCAGCAAAGAGGAUGGCGCCAAACUGGCUGCGCGACCUCCAUCGCCCUACUGCAAGGCAGCCCUAGGCGACUGCCUACGCCUGGCAGGCCUACUGGGUCGCGAGUCCGGGAAGCAGACGCCUGAUCGGCCCCAGAGCGACGUGAAGGUCAAGGAGGAGCGCAGGGAAGACGAGACACCGGACCUCACGGGCGUCAGCGUGCACUCCACAGCUACACAUCUGGGCCUGGGCACGUCAGGCUUCGUGUGGGAUCCCCCGCGCGACACCUACCGGGGCCUGGAACUACCGCGCCGCUCCUUCCCAGCCCCACAGCCCGCUGCGGGACCCUCCCCCUUCGAGCUCUCCGAGCGCGCCUACCGGGACCGCGAGCCUCACGACUACAGCCCGGAGCGCCUGCGGGACGCGCGCAGGGAGGAGCUGGAGCGCACGCGCGCGCCCGACUCGGACGCCGCGCUGCUGCCGGCCGUGCACUACCCGCGCCUGGCUCCUGGGGCGCUGCACGGUGCACUCCUGGCCCGCACCCAGCCGGCCGCCGCGGCGCUCGGUGCGCCGCCUCCACUGGUGACUGCGGGAGGGGUUCCCACGCCGCCUGCGCGGCCCAGGACGACGCCCCUGGCGCUGGGGCCCGGCGAGGCACGGGACUAUUCGCCCGCGUGCAACCCGCCCGAGGUGGAGGCGCGGUAGUCCCAGUGUAGCGAGCUGGCUCACUUAAAUUCUUGGGACCUGAGCACAGUUCCCUGAGUCCCGGAGCAGCGCCACACGCUCCACGCUGCAGCCUACAUAGUCGAGGACUUUUCGCUUUUCUGGGGGUGACUUCAUUUUCCGAGCUUGCGAUUAGGUCACUGGGAAAAAUUUAGCUUUGUAUCUUUACCCCACACACACACAAAGUGACAAAGCAUUUUUAAUGGUUUUUGUAUUUUUCUUAAUUUUGUGCUCUAACGACAUUUUAAAGAACCAAAAAAAAAAAAAAGAAUUUUUAGUUGGGAUUUGCAGUUUAACUUCUCAAAUCCCAUUUGAGCCCCAGGGUUUGUCUUAUUUAUGGAAAGAAACGGUCUUUCUGUCCACCGCACUGUGAGGCUCCGAACUCAGGCCCGGCUCUGGCCUUCCCUUGGUACUUGGAACCGACGUUACAGAUAUAUAUUAAAAUAGUAAUUAAUAAUAAUGUACAAAACUUUGGGUUUUCUGCCUUAUUCUAUUAUGCAUAGGUGUAAGAGUAUUUCCUUGGUUUGUUUGUUUUUUUUUUUUAGGAAAAAAUGUAAAUACUCUGUUGAUAUAAUUAUAAAACUUAUUAAAUUCUUAACCUGGACAGUCUAUAACAAGUUUCUAGAAACCCCUCUGGUUAUUUGUGUACGUGGUCACAAAAGCCUACUCAGCUGUCAGUUGUGAACACACUCAACAGUUUAACUACAACAACUAUCCUUCAACUAUGCAAGCCUGGGAGGCCGCGGGGCUUUCAGGGGGAGCCGGUUUCUGAGCUUCCCACCAAGGUGGUUGGGCCUCCGAGAGAGCCACCCUUGCGGGUGUCUGCUUAGACUCAUAGUGGGCUUCAGGACUGGCUGGCUCUAGUCACAAGGACCAACAUGUACCAUGCGCUAGUCUUACUGCAGUGUUCCAUGAAUUCGUGUAGGCCAGGCAGAAUCUUAGACAUUCGAGAGUCUACAGGUGUUGCCGGAAGAUGAGGUUUUUUUCCUCCCCACGCCCACCGUCUGGGCGUUGCCCUCCCUGUCACUGACCCUCUCAUCCCUUCGUCCCUCCUUAGGCUUUGGGUUUGCAUCCCUGCCAUCUCCUGUGUUGUGUGUGUGUGUUGUCAGCUUGUCCUUUUUGGUUCUUGACCAGCAGCACAUUUAUGCUGAAUCAACACUUAGCACCCUGUUCCGUUCCUUCCAGCCUGGUUUCUGCAGUGGACUCUGGUUAUUUUAAACAGUCUGUCUUCAUGUCAAUCGACACAGAGAGAUAAAUACAGCCUUGAUUUGGAU